Oryzias latipes (Japanese medaka) is the source of this 3358-nucleotide messenger RNA. It is a transcript of the gene fem1b, whose product is annotated as fem-1 homolog b. Gene Ontology annotation, molecular function: protein binding. The record is from RefSeq and is a predicted model, not a curated record. Lineage: Eukaryota; Metazoa; Chordata; Actinopteri; Beloniformes; Adrianichthyidae.
AUGAAAACACAAUUUUCUUUUAGGAUCCAGGUUUUAAUGAGAAAAAGCAAACAGACUGAAUUUUUGAUGUGAUAAAACUUAUAAUAAACAUUGAUUUCAAAAAGGCAUUGUAUUGUAGUACCAGGUGACACAAAUAGGUAGGAAAAGCUUAUUUGUUGGGAUAUUUACCUGUGGGGGAAAUACAAUAAUGAAGAACAAGUGUGAAGCUACAAGUGUGUCUCGUGUGUUGGUGAUAGCAAGAGAUAUAAAACUCAGCUACUAUAGCAUGUAUUUGACCACAAACAUCUGCACCCUGCUUUUCUGUAUUCAGAUACGAAGUUUUUAUGUGAAUAAAUGUUCUGUGAUUCAAAGGUUUUAAAAACCGUUCUAUUCAUGUUAUGUUGCAUGAAUGUUUUUUCCAAUGCAUAAUUUAAUCCAGGUCUGAACAGUCCAGGUCCAGUGGUUUUUGAACAGGACCUGGUUCUAGGUGACCCUGGAGCGAAAAAUGCAGUGGAAUGUUCCUUCAGUGCCCUCGAGACUCGGAAGCCAAAUUCAGCGUGGAGUUUUUCUAAAGCAGGAACGCGAAGCUGAAACUGAGUUUUCCAGUCGGACGUGUUUUCCCGUAGAACGGAAACUUCCGGCGGAACACUUGUCGAACUCCGGUCUCUUUUUCCUUCAGGGGUUUGUUUUGCUUGUUCUUCCCGUCUGGAGGGGAACCUCACCGGGACGGCUGCGUGGAGACAGCCCAAACUGUCGGACAGUUAGCCGGCUGCUAACCUUAGCAGCCCCGCAAGAGUCCCGGCCCAAAGUCCCGACCCGUGAAACCAGAACCCGUCUAACUGUCUGCGCAGAACCGGACCAUGCGGUCAUUAAGGUAACGGACGACAGAUUAAUGGGAGGCAGCUUCCUCCACCGGAGGGGACUUUGGGGGCGCCAGCUGCGAAGACACGGGGGCUCCAGGCUGCGGGUCCGGCUUGGAUGGAGUCCCUGGCCGCCUAUGUGUAUAAGGCAGCCUGUGAGGGUCGGGUCCUGACCCUGGCCGCGCUGCUGCUCAACCAUUCCGAGGCAGAGACCCGCUUCCUGCUCAGCUACGUGACCCAGCUGGCCGGACAGAGGUCCACUCCCCUGAUCAUCGCGGCUCGGAACGGACACGACAAGGUGGUCCGACUGCUCCUGGACCACUACAAGGUGGACACCGAGCAGACCGGGACGGUCCGGUUCGACGGGUAUGUCAUAGACGGAGCCACAGCGCUGUGGUGUGCUGCUGGGGCGGGGCAUUUUGAGGUGGUGCGCCUGCUGGUGAGCCACCAUGCCAAUGUGAACCAUCGGACCAUCACCAACUCCACGCCUCUGCGUGCCGCCUGCUUUGAUGGUCGCUUGGACAUUGUCCGCUACCUGGUGGAGCACCAUGCUGACAUCAGCAUCACCAACAAGUUCAACAACACCUGCCUAAUGAUCGCGGCCUACAAGGGCCAUGUGGAUGUGGUGAGGUACCUGCUGGAGCAGGGGGCGGACCCCAAUGCUAAGGCCCACUGUGGGGCCACAGCCCUGCACUUUGCAGCAGAGGCCGGUCACAUCGAUAUCGUGAAGGAGCUGAUGAGCUGCCAGGCUGCCAUGGUUGUGAACGGACACGGCAUGACGCCGCUGAAGGUGGCCGCAGAGAGCUGCAAGGCGGAGGUGGUGGAGCUGCUGCUGGCCCACGUGGACUGUGACCGCAGCAGCCGUAUUGAGGCCCUGGAGCUGCUGGGGGCGUCUUAUGCCAACGACAGGGAGAACUACGACAUCCAGAAGACGUACCAGUACCUGCACAUGGCCAUGACAGAGCGCCACUCUGAUCCCAACAGCAUCAUCGCCAAGGAGAUGCUGCCACCUAAUGAGGCAUACGGGUGGCGCUCAGAGUGCCAAACGCUGCAGCAGCUCGAGGCUAUCCGAGUAGACCGAGACGCUCUGCACAUAGAGGGGCUGAUGAUCCGGGAGCGCAUCCUGGGCUCAGACAACGUCGACGUGUCUCACCCCAUCAUCUAUCGUGGCGCUGUGUACGCCGACAACAUGGAGUUUGAGCAGUGCAUCAAGCUGUGGCUCCAUGCGCUUCGCCUCCGGCAGAAAGGGAAUCGGAAUACCCACAAAGACCUGCUGCGCUUCGCUCAGGUCUUCUCCCAGAUGGUCCACCUGAAGGAGCAUGUGUGGGCCUCCGCGGUGGAGCAGGUGCUGAGCUGCAGCGUCCUGGAGAUCCAGCGCAGCAUGGCUCGAGUGGAGGCGGGGCCUGAAUCGGAGCUCCCACAGGCUAUGGACAACUAUGAGUCCAACAUUUUCACUUUUCUCUACCUGGCCUGCAUCUCCACCAAGACCACCUGCAGCGAUGAGGAACGUGCCAGAAUCAACAAGCACGUCUACAACCUGAUCCAGAUGAACCCGCGGGGACGCAACGGCUCCUCGCUGCUCCACCUGGCCAUCAGCUCCACCACUCCGGUGGACGACUUCCACACAAACGAUGUGUGCAGCUUCCCUAACGCCCAGGUCACCAAGCUGCUGUUGGACUGUGGCGCGCAGGUCAACGCCGUCGAUAACGAGGGCAACACGCCGCUCCACGUCAUUGUUCAGUACAACAGGCCCAUCAGCGACUUCCUCACACUGCACGCCAUCAUCAUCAGCCUGGUGGAGGCAGGCGCACACACAGACAUGACCAACAAGCAGAAGAAGACGCCGCUGGACAAGAGCACCACGGGUGUGUCAGAGAUCCUUCUGAAGACGCAGAUGAAGAUGAGCCUUAAGUGUCUGGCAGCCCGCGCCGUCCGGCAGCACCAGAUCACAUACCGGAACCAGAUCCCCAAGACUCUGGAGGAGUUUGUCGAGUUCCACUGAAACUCGUGCUCAAAGACCUAAACCGGUGCUUUAGGCCUUUUAAGGAAUCGCUUUGAGUUUUCUAAUCAAUCUGAAUUUGGAACAUUUUUAUGCUGAUCUUUCUAAUUUUCUGUCUUUGAAAUUUUAUUUGCAAAGUAAACCGGAGUCUGGAUGUGAAACUGCUGCUGCGUGUCAUUAGGAGGCUCCUCGCCAUGAAUGCCUUGAGGGCCACUGACCUUUGGUUGGUUGUGUCCGUGAUGAUGGGAUGACUCCUAGCCCUUGUGUCACAGUUCCUCUCUUCACCGGUCGGAUACUGUUUGGCUGCCACCUCAAGAAGCCGAUUUAGGGGUUUUGAUGGCGUUCUUAAUUUGGACAGGUUAUAAUGUUUACCAGUAAUUAUUAAAACAAAUGUGGUUUCCGUCUGUUUGAAAAUGACGUCAGAUGGGUCUAACUAUGCAGACACCACCUCAGUGUCCCAGGAUGCUCCAGUGUCUCUGGGGUCACAGAGCAGCUGAAGUAAAGAGAAGUGUCUUCUGAA